This is a messenger RNA of Hepatospora eriocheir, 624 nucleotides long. Lineage: Eukaryota; Fungi; Microsporidia; Hepatosporidae. The record is from the annotation of a GenBank genome assembly.
AUGAGUGAAAGUGGAAAUUCAGAAUCAACUUUUAACAUCAAAGUAUCUUUUUUCUUUCAAAUAAUUAUAUUAAUAGCAUUUUUCAUAUGCACAGAACUACUAUUUGAUAACAGUGUAAUUCUUAAUAUUACUUUAGUGGUAUUAGUAAUAGAACUAUCUUUUAUUCCUUUAUUAAUUUAUUAUAUGAACCUUAAAAGCGGGGUUAAAAACAUUGUUUUAAUAAUCAAUUUUAUUAUAUUUAUAACUUUUUUAACUUUUCUUUGGUAUAGAAGAAAUAGUGUUUAUAUAUUUGAUGUUAGUUCUGAUAAAAAUAUCCAAGAUGAGAUAAACCGUGUUAAAAAGUAUUUUAAAAGACCUUCGUUAGUAUUGUUAAUGAAAUUCAAUAAAGAGUCUGAUAUUAAUAUAUUUAAAAGAGAGAAAAGAUUUAAAGAUAUAUUACAAGAUCCACCCAUUACUAUAGAUGGAGUUAAAUUUAUUGAGUUAGUUAAUAAUAAUUUAAUAGAUAAAAAUGAAUAUGACACUGGUAAGAGAUUAUCAGGGUAUAUUUACAAAGGCGCGUUUAAAAUAAAAAAAGUACCAAAGAGACGUAAGUGGUAUAGAAAAGUUAUAAAAAUACCUAAAUAA